ACGUCAGUAGAAAACCUCACUGGUCUCAGCAUUCGAAGAUUCUCCAAGUACUUCUUCUCGAUGAUCCUCACGUUGCCGAAGCGGUUGGUUAGAAUUUCGAUGGCAUCUGCAUAUGAUGCGUCCGUCACUUGAAUUCCCUCGAUCGCUUUGGCUGCUGGUCCAGCCAAAAAGGUUUUCAAGUAAUGGAAGCGGUCGAUGUUCAUUAAACUGGCAUUUUCGUGGACGGCAUGCUUGAACAUGUCCCAGAAGGGCUGCCACUGUUGCACUGUUCCAUUGAAGUGAACCAAGUCGAGCUUCGGAAGUCGAGAAGCACCGACAACCGGUCUUGAGGUAUCACCGAGGGCACAAUGUCCUGAGAUCGUACCUAAAGCUGAGGCGUCGUUAGGUGUCGGUAGGCCUCGAUCCGCGGUCGUUUGAGACUGAAGCUCUUCGAUGUGGUGACAGAGAAGGGACAAGGUUGCUGCCGCGUUGUCUUCAUAAUCCGCGACCGAGAUGUAGUCUUCGGAUGCUUGCUCGUCCGUGAGGUAACCCUCGAACUGUUCGUUGAGCACCCGUAGUCCGUCGUUGCAGCUCUUCAGUCUGUCAUGCAGCACUCGAAGUGCCGGAGCGCUAAACUGACUCGAUUCCAUGAGUUGGCUUGCCUCGUUUCGGAGACGCGUGUGCAAAGCUCGUUGGGUUGCGCGCUUGCCCUUGAUCCGCUCCAUCUUCGUUGCUGGCGAAGUCCUUUCGUUGUCGGAUCACUUGGAUCACAGAGUCCCGGGUUUCUCGGCACCAGAAAAUGUAAAACAAAGGAGUCUUCGCAGUAGAAGAGCGGGAAGGGGAAGUUUACUGCCCGAAGAACGGUAACAACGCGUCCAUACUAGCCGUUCGAGUCAGUCCAGAAGCGCCAGAUCACGAGCGAGCUGAGCGCGCUAGUCGCCGCCGUCGUCCUCUUCCUCUAAUAUUUAACACCCCUAUUGCGUGCUUUGCAGAGCGCCAAAAAGGGUGCUUUUUACAUAGAUGCGCGACGGAAAGGCUUUGAGUGUAACCAACUAAAGCACUAUUAGCCUCAUGUAUCCCAAAACAAAUGUAGUUCUUUUUUUUUCGCAAUGUUUGCAAACUGAUGAACAUGAAUGGGGAUUAGGCCAAACAAACAGCAGUCACUGCAGGGAUUUUCGAGGGCACGAUGAUCACUCGAAAAAGAAAGUGGACAAUGUGGGGGUGCGACCAUUAUGUGAAUGCAAUGUUUACACGGAUAAAUACGAUAUAUCUUUUAACGAGAAAAGCACCUACUGGAAAUCUGGGUUUCAAAACUUCACUGGGCGUCGGAACACGUGACAUUUGGUUAGUACCACGCGGCUUGGAAUGCUGCAGGUCACGCAGCCAUCAGCACUUUUCGCUGCAGUCUGCAAGGCUUGCUCAUUGUUUGCUGCUAAUCCUAUCGUUCAACUGGCAUCACGUAGAAUAGUCAAACGCAGUACCCUGCCACACACAUCGCACCUCACCGCCUGGGGAAAGCAAGUUUCCCGAUAUCGUCGUACGAGCCUGCAAAAUAGGAGGAGGUGAGGGCAAUUUCAAUUCUCCUUGGCACAAUAGCCUAACUUGCUGGCUAGCUGGCAUGCACUCAUGAUGUACCAUGCACGGUGCUUGCUUGCUUUCUUUCUUUGUUUCUUUCUUUCAUAUUUUUCUCCCUGCAGCCACAAGUAAGUGAGCUCAUGUAGGACUACAUUGAAGGCGUGGUUGCAGACACAUGUGCUUGAAGGAAUGUGGGGUAGGUGCGGUGACUAGACUAAGCCAAACACUCAAACCUGGAGAAAGAAUUCCCUCCGCGUUUUGCCUGCUUUGUAAUGUUCAGUGGUGCCACAUUUCACAAAACGUUGGAACUGACGUGAAACAGCUUGAUAUCUUUUUGCACAGAUGGCACCACCACCAAACAUCGCCUGUGAGACCUAUUAUUUAUUGAAAAUCUUCAGUUUCAAGCACUGCUUAGUAAAACUCGUGAGUGCUAGUAAUUACAAGACACUAUAAGGCUCUAGUAAUGUGCAACAGUCGUGAAUUAGCAUGUACAUGAAAAAGAAUGUCAAUUUGCACGGACCUGGCCAGCAGAAAAAUUUGAUUCACUGCUCCCCUGUAAAUUCCCUAAUUAACAUAAGACAAUUUUCUCUUCAUAGAAUCCAAGACAAGGGCUUGCUGUUUGAUUAUUGCAAAUUUCAGAGUUUCAGCUUGAAUAGUCCCUUCUUUGGUAAUGUGUGACCAAGUAGUCAUAAAUUGCCAAUUUGAAAUAACUCGCAAACUGCUCAUCAGAACACAAAACAACUUCGCUUAGAUGAUAAGUACACUGUAGCCUAGAAAACCACUAAAUAUUGUAAUCUUGAGUUUAAAAGGAAAAAAGAUAUUCAUUCAUAAACUUUUAUAGCUUUGCCCAUUUUUAUUGGCGUCUAUAUAAAUUUCGAAUUGCAUUACACGCAAUUUCUCUUCAAAGAAACCUUGUAUGACAUUUCAUUUAAAGGCACAGCAAAUUUUAUUUUGUUAUGUUUAACAGUUUUCCCGGAAAUGCAGUACAACGGAGGCUAGUACAGCAAAAACGCCAUUUUUCGCUCCCACUGUUUUGAUUGUCGUCAGGCAACGCUUCAGGCUAGGCAAUAAUACUAGGUGACAUUGGAAAGCGCAGAAAGUAAGCUUUCUAAUCCAAUAAAGUUCACAUUCGUCCAAUGAGCGCAGGAAGCAUAGUGCAUCUGUAAACAGUGACUAAAAUGCCGAGCACGUGCCGCCGGAGUGGGACCGCUACCUUAAUGACGAGGCCGUAAUUAUCAAGUCGAUGGAAAAGAGCGCGUAGGUGAGCUUCAUGCUCUGGGCUGGAUGAGCUUGCAAUGAGGAAAUCAUUAAGGUAGGCGAAGACGAAGUUGAGACCUCGCAUGGCCUCGUUGGUAGUGCACUGAAAAGUCUGUGCAGCAUUGCGCAAUCCAAAAGGCAUCUUCACAUACUCGAAGAGCCCGAAAGGGGUGGUAAUGGCCGUCUUCGGAGCGUCAGCGGACUCCACAGGAAUUUGAUGGCACACUUUGAAGAGGACCAGUAUGAGCCCAGACGCACGGACCGUAAACUGAAGCCGUUUGCUGUGCCCACUCUGUUUAGCCACCGGAAAGUUCCGAAACGACGCCGAAGGCUUGUACGGGGUGCAUCAACAAGCAGCAGUAUCAGUGUUACCACUGCUGUUGACACUGCUGCAAAGGUCUCCACAACCACAAGUCUCACAACUGCUGCAACUGUUUCUACUGUCAUGACACCUGCGGUUUCAUCUUCAGUGGCCAAAAGCUGGCCAGCUCAUCUUCAAUCAGCCACCAAACUUGCCAGCGGGGCUGAGCAGGCACAGUACAUGCAAGUCACUCCGUCAGCCAUGCCCAAAUUGCUGACAUCGCCUGUAGAUACUGGGCCUGCCUUCACUGUGGCCACUUCAGGUGGCAACGUCAUCCUUGUUCCUGCGAAUGCACAACACGAAGACCAUUACAUUAUCGGGGAUCCACCUGUUUUUGUGACUCAGAUGAGAGCACCACCUGUUCUGGUGCCUAAUGCCAGGACUCCAAAUACCAACUCAGUGCUGCCUUCAGUUAGUGGCCUUCCCAAUGCUGACCCCUUCAUUCUGGUGCCUGUGAGCAAACCCAACAUGGUUCCUGUGCCCAGCACGGCGACAAGGUCAAGUACUCAGAUGCCAGUCAUCUUGUCGGUUGAAUCGCUUGCACCUAACGCAAAACCUCCUGCCACCAAGGCAGCGGGUAUGACUCCCAUCUUGGCUAGGCCCACAAGGUAUGAAAUGCUACAGGAAAAGGCAACAGCAUUGUGGCAAGAGACUGUUGAAAUGCGGCGCGAAAUCGCCGAGUUGUCUCACCAGGCAGUGCGUGUCAAGGCAUCACUGGCACGCCAGACGGAACUGCUCAGCCGCUUCCUCCGACUGGACCAAAUUGAGUGCCUGCAGAAGCUUGCCAAUGACAAGCCCACACGGUGGACUGAGCCCACGCUGCGCAUGGCACUCGACAUCUACCGUUGCUCACCGGAGGCUUACCGCAAGUUGCUGGUGGCCCACUUUCCACUGCCAACGGAGACAGCUCUGAGGACAUUCUGCAUUGAGAAUGGGGUGCGCGAAGGUGUGCCCAUUGAGUUGAUGCAAAUGGACAUGUGUCCUGAAGUGGAUGGAGAGGAGGGAAAUGAAAAUGUGAACAUUGUGUGGCUGUGAAUUAGCCAUAGACAGUCAUGACUGGCUAGCUGCUGCCCAGGGAGGUGAAUUCUCGAAUCACAGUUCACCAUGAAGGGUUAUAUCCACCAAGAAAAAAAGGUGGCAUGAAAUGUGUUACUGUGCGUAGUUGCAUUUCAUAUUUUUAAGGCAGGAGGAUGAGGAUAGGGCUAUUUUAUUGAAUAUUGAAGUGUGAAUGUACAAAGGCCCAUUCUACAGCAUAGUUAUAAAUGGUUGCAGCAUGCAACUUGAAGAACAUGAGGUUCAGUAAUUUAACAGGCCCACGAGAAGCAAAGCCAACGGGUCGGAUGCUUCAUCGUCUCGUGGCCGAUUAGAUGCCUAUCCUGUCCACUUGCGGACCCGUUUUGUGUACUUUCUGCCUUACCAUGCUUUACCGUAAUGGAGCUUUUAAAGCCCUACAGGAUAGCGUUAACAGUGUUAGUAAGUCUGAAACACAGCUAGGCAACCAAUUUUUUGAACAUGAAAGGUACCACACGAGUGUGUAAAAUAUUGAGCUGCCAGGAAAAACUAAUUUUUACAAAAAAUAAUCACCAGUGAACGCCUGUGGAUGUGUCUUCUAUCGAUUCAGUUCAUUACCUGUCCUGUUUCAUCUAUCGUCAUUGGCUUGGACGUCAUUGCCAUCAGCCAAACGGAUGGUAUGAAAUGGAACAUCAGAGGAUACAGCCCAUCCCUGUUUAACUUUUAGCAGCCGCAUAAAUCGAAGGCAGCGAACAGAUGUGAUACAUGUUGUGUGCAGGCUGUGGUCUCCAGUGAGACACGACUAAGGCAUGACAGUGCCCUAGUCGACAAGAGAGCUUAUUUUAGGUUUUAGCACAAAACUUUUGUACACAGCCUACGGAACAAGGCAGUGCAAACAGCAAGCGUGAAAGAGCUCUUGAAACCAAAACGGUGCUAACAGCUGCGCUUUAUUAUAUUUAAGAUGUUAUUUAUGCUUAUAUAAUAUACCAUUUUAGCUUUUUUGGUCGGUGUGUUUGUUUUAUUGAGUGUCCGAGCUGAUAUACAAAAUAAAGUCAUUUUAUCACAUGC
Molecule: messenger RNA, 5251 nt
Organism: Dermacentor silvarum
Lineage: Eukaryota; Metazoa; Arthropoda; Arachnida; Ixodida; Ixodidae
Exons: 5
Coding region: 3029-4207 (392 amino acids)
Molecular function (GO): sequence-specific DNA binding
Source: RefSeq, a predicted model, not a curated record